Messenger RNA from Physella acuta, 6206 nucleotides. RefSeq names its product UDP-glucose:glycoprotein glucosyltransferase 1. Gene Ontology annotation, cellular component: endoplasmic reticulum. Gene Ontology annotation, molecular function: UDP-glucose:glycoprotein glucosyltransferase activity. NCBI's taxonomy places the organism in Eukaryota, Metazoa, Mollusca, Gastropoda, Physidae. Gene Ontology annotation, biological process: ERAD pathway. The record is from RefSeq and is a predicted model, not a curated record.
UCCUACAUUAAUGGCAGCGUCCAUAGUUCUUUGAUCUACCGGUUUUAUUUAAGGCUUACGUGGACAAACGAAAUGGAAGUCCCAUUAUAUUUGCUUGGUGUGUUGCUCUUGUGUGUCCUACCCAGCAAUGCCAAACAGAAACCAAUCAACAUUGCUUUGUCAGCCAAGUGGAACUCUACUUCCUUACUACUUGAAACAAGCGAGUUCUUGGCCAAAGAGUCAAAUGAAAAGUUUUGGGAAUUCACUGAAAAAAUAUCAGAACAAGAACCAUCCUUUUUUCAGACUGCUACUGAUGAAAUCAAGUACAAAUUGGCUCAGAAAUUUGCAGCAGAGCUCCUGUCACCAUUGCAGCUUAGUUUUCUCAAAUUCUCCUUGUCCCUGCGUGCGUUCUCACCAGCAGUUCAGAUGUUUCAGCAGCUGGCUGAACAACAGAAUGUAAACAAAAACUGUCAGACAGCUGUUGAUGUCAAUGGUAAAUUUUCCUGUGCACCGAGUGACCUUCCAGAUCUUCUGGCUACAGCCUCUUCCAGGGCCCCCUCUGUCCUGUACAAGUUUGACCAUGUGUACCCCGGCCCAGGCAAUAAGAAGGCUGUAGUUGUCCUGUACACAGAAAUGGGUUCCAGUGGGUUCAAGGCCUUUCAUCUAGCGCUAGUAGAGUUGGCCAAGAAAGGGGAGGUCACCUACUGCUUGAGACACUUUGUUAAGGAUCCGAACCCCACCAAACUGCAGCUCUCUGGGUAUGGCGUGGAGCUGGCACUCAAAAGUACUGAGUACAAGGCCAAAGAUGAUACUAAAGUUGAAGGUGACAGGUCUGGGUCUUCAAGUGAUGAUGAUACUGACACAGGCGAGAUUGAUGGAAUUGUCUUUUCUAAGCUCAAUGACCUUCACCCUGAACUCAAGUCCCAGCUGAGAGAGUUCAAGAACCAUCUGAUGGACUCGGCCACAGAGCUGACCCCAUUUAAAGUCUGGCAGCUACAAGACCUGAGCUACCAAGCUGGUCAGAAAAUUGUCUCAGCAUCAGGACUGGACUGUUUACAAUACCUGAGGGACAUCAGUCAAAACUUCCCCACCCAGGCCAGAUCCCUGGUUAGAACAACUGUGACGAAUGAAUUUAAAAAAGAGGUCAAGCUCAACCAAGAGCAAUUUGAGUACCGUGGUGUUGGGGCUGGUGAUUCUCUCAUGUACCUCAACGGCCUGACAGUGGACCUGGAGGUGUAUGACAUCUUCACCCUGCUGGACCUCAUGGCCUCGGAGGCCAAGCUUGUAGAGGGGCUUCAUUCCCUGGGCUUCAAGGGAGAAGACCUACAGAAAUUUCUGCAACUUGAUUUGUCCAGUGGGGAGGAGGAGAAAUAUGCCAUUGAUAUCAGGCAUCCAGCCAUUCAGUAUGUAAAUGACCUUGCGACUGAGAAAAAGUACCAAAACUGGCCCAGUUCUGUACAAGACCUUUUGCGACCUACUUUCCCAGGGAUGUUAAGACACAUUGCAAAAAAUCUGUUUCACUUGGUGUUUGUGGUCAACCCUGUGGACACCAAGUCCAGGAACCUGAUUAAAAUGGCUGAAGCUUUCUAUGUGCACAAGGCACCACUCAGGCUUGGUCUUGCCUUUGUCGUCAACUCUAAAGCAACAGGCUAUGAGGAUCCUGGUGUUGCUAUGAUACGAGCCUACACAUACAUUGCUAAUAUUGCCAACAUGCAGGAUGUUGCUAAAGGCUUGUCAUUUAUCACAGAUGUGUACGAGAAAGUGGGGAACGCGGAGCUGACGAGUGAGACUAUCAUUGCAGAGUUUGCCCUUCAGUACCCAUCAGAAAAUAAAGAUGUCAUAUUUGGAGAGAGCGAUAAAUUCAACGAAGUUAGAAAGUUAAGUGAAGAAUUCAUUCAUCAAAAUGGCUUGAGUGACUUCCCUCAAGUUCUGGUGAAUGGUGUGCCCCUGGACAAAGGUCAGCUGGAAGAUUCCUUUGAAGAGGCCGUGGUCAUGGAGGUUCUCAAGCAGACCCAGGUGCUCCAGGGGGCUGUUUAUAAGGGUGAGGUCAGUGACAGCACUGAUGUGUUGGAGUGGUGGAUGGAGCGCGACAACGUCCUGCCACGCCUCAAUUCUAGAAUUCUGACCCCUGCUACUCUACGCCUUGACCUUACAGGGACUGCAGAGAGCAGCGUGGCCAAGAUUCCAGCAGUGGCAGCAGAGCUUAGCACCAGAGAUCUGACGUCUGCCAUCGUUAACAGUCUCAGCUAUCUGACCAAGAAAGAUGAAGAGACACUGAGACCAGUGACCAUCAUCGUCAUUUGUGACGUUGAGACAAGUGUGGGCAGGUCUUUGCUCUACAGCGCCAUCAAACAUCUGAAAAGUUCCAACAACCUGCGUCUGGGCAUCAUCUCCAACCCCCAGAAUGUGAACGGAGACAACAAGGUCACCAAGGCCGUCCAGGUGGCCCUGGAGACCUUGACCCCUCCCAUGGCCAAGAGCCUGAUCACCAAGCUGGUCAAGGAGGAGAACAUCCAGGACCUGCUCUCAGAGAGGAAAACUUUACAGGAUUUUCAGGUGCAUGGCAUGGAUAUGGAAGCCUACAUCAGAGCACUGAAUGCUGCCACUUCAGAGAAGCUUCUAGUCCAUCAAAUGUUUGCCUCCAAGGUUCUAUCACUGCUGCCUGGUCAACAGGGCAUCGUCUCCAAUGGAGGGUUUGUGGGCCCACUGAGUCCAGAGGAAGAGCUGACAGUGGAAGACUUUAACCUGCUAGAGAAGCUGGCCUACUCACAAGGGGGACACAAAGUUUCUCAAGUUGUCCUCAAUGUGGAGAGGGACCCCCGAAGGGCCAGUGAUUUAACCAUGAAAGCUUCGAACUUACUGAGUUCAAAAACCAAGAAAGACAAAAGACAGAAGAUCACAUUUGCUGGGAAUCAGCACAGUGUGAUCAAGCUACCAGCAGACGCCAACAUCCCAGCGUUCACAGUGGAAGCCAUAGUUGAUCCAGUCUCCACACAUGCCCAGAAGAUGUCUGCCAUUUUGAUGGUACUGAAGCAGAUAGCCAAUGUUGAGAUCACAAUCUUCAUGAACCCCAGGGAGAAGUUAUCUGAGAUGCCACUUAAAAGCUUCUACCGCUAUGUGUUGGAACCAGAAGUGACCUUUGACCCUGAAGGUGCCCUGACCCAUGCUCCAGUGGCCAGAUUUCUUGACAUGCCACAGAAAUCACUUCUAACUUUAAAUAUGGACACCCCAGAAAGUUGGCUGGUAGAGGCUGUCACCUCGCCUUAUGAUUUAGAUAACAUCUUAUUGGAGGAGGUUGAGAGAAAUGUGAAUGCUCAGUUUGAGUUGGAAUAUAUUCUACUAGAGGGCCACUGCCAUGACUCCAGCACCAUGCAACCCCCCAGGGGCCUGCAGUUUGUACUGGGCACCAACAAAAUACCAGCCAUGGUUGACACCAUCGUCAUGGCCAACCUGGGCUACUUUCAACUGAAGGCGUACCCUGGACUUUGGAACCUGAAACUAAGAGAGGGGAGGUCUGAGGAGAUUUAUAAAAUAGACAGCCAUGAGUUCACUGAUUCACCUGACAACCUUACUGAUGUUAUUGUGGCCAUCAACAGCUUUAAGAGUAAAAUCAUUAGGGUCAAGGUGUCCAAAAAACCUGAAAAGUCUGACGUCAACCUUCUCCAAGAUGAUGAUGAUGACAGUGGUCUAUGGAGCUCUAUAUCAAGCACCAUCACAGGCAGCAGCAGCAAGAAAGAGGAGGAGAAGGACAGCACACUCAACAUCUUCUCUGUGGCCUCAGGUCACCUGUAUGAGAGAUUCUUAAGAAUAAUGAUGCUGAGUGUCCUAAAGAACACCAAGUCUAAAGUCAAGUUUUGGUUUCUCAAGAAUUAUCUCUCCCCAACCUUCAAGGACUUUAUCCCAUACAUGGCCCAGGAGUACGGCUUUGAGUACGAGCUGGUCCAGUACAAGUGGCCAAGAUGGCUCAACCAACAGAAGGAAAAACAGAGAAUCAUCUGGGGCUACAAAAUUCUCUUCUUGGAUGUUCUCUUCCCUCUCGACGUGAAGAAAAUUAUUUUUGUUGAUGCUGAUCAAAUUGUCAGGUCUGACCUUCAGGAGCUGUAUGACCUUGACCUUGGUGGGGCUCCAUAUGGUUACACACCCUUUUGUGACAGCAGGAAAGAAAUGGAUGGUUUUAGGUUCUGGAACUCUGGUUACUGGAGCAGCCAUCUUGCAGGCAGGAAGUACCACAUCAGUGCCUUGUACGUUGUGGACCUGAAGAAGUUCCGGCGCAUCGCUGCAGGUGACCGGCUGCGUGGUCAGUACCAGGGUCUGAGCCAGGACCCCAACAGUCUGGCCAACUUGGACCAGGACCUGCCCAACAACAUGAUCCACCAGGUGGCCAUCAAAUCCCUGCCCCAGGAGUGGCUCUACUGCGAGACCUGGUGCAGUGAGACGGAGAAACCCAGGGCCAAGACUAUAGACCUGUGUAACAACCCCUUGACCAAAGAGCCCAAGCUUCAGGCUGCCAUGCGCAUCGUGCCAGAAUGGAAAGACUACGACUAUGAGAUCAAAGUCCUGUGGGAUGAGAUCUACCAGACCAACACCAAGUCUCAGGUGGAGUACGACCCUCCCCAACUGGCCAGCAGGAAAGAGAAAAAGCCAGACAAGAUAGAGCUUUGAUGUAGCUGUUGUUAGAUGUUGGUCUGCCAGAUGGAGUGUGGUAUGGAACCAAGUAUUUAUUUUUCUUGUGUUUACAUUUUACCUUCAUUGUUGUGUAAACACCAUUUAUGAAUUGUCUUCAUAUUGUUUGAAUUGUACUCAUUCUUAAAAUGUACUGUACCAUUCUUGAAUUGUACAUCCUUCAUAAACCUUGCAAAUGUUAGAUAUGUGUGAGAUUGUGUGUUUGGCACACAUGAUGAAAGACAUUUUGAUGAGAGAAGUUUGGAAUUUUGUUGAUCAUGUGAGUAGAUUGAUUUGGUGUGGUUGGUUUGAUGUGGUUGGUUUGAUGUGGUUGGUUUGAUGAGAGUAGGGAUACACAUUUUGUGUGUGGGUUUUUAUUAUUCAUUCCAAGGUAAGAGAGGUUGUACAUCAGUACGAUGUGAUUUUGUUACCAUGAAUUACAUCAAUAUGAUGUAAUUUUGUUACCAUGAAUUCCGUUUCUAUUUACAAUGUGUCAAGCCAAAAAACUGAAAUCUCUGGACAAACAAGUGUGACAGCUGACAGGAGCUUGAUACAUGGCAAAAAUAUUGUCUUGUGUGUCACAUAGACAGUGUCAAUGCACCAUGUUUAGACAUGCAGGGUUGGUGGUGUCUUUGUGCCUUUCAUGUCUGACAACCACCUGACAGACAACCACCUGACAGACAACCACCUAAUCCUUCACAGGGCUGUCACACCAAGACUAGAAUUUUGGUCAAUUGGUUUCUUUUUUUUUUUAAAUUUUAACUUUGAACUCUGUCAAUAAUGGUUCCAAUUUUUUUUUUUUUCUUGACAUUCAAAUCUUUUGAAAUUAUUUCUUUCUUUCCCUUUUGGUUUGAUUGUCUUUGUUUGUCUGACUAGCUGUCAACUGAAUACUCUUGAACUAAUUUAUGUUUUCAUUGUUUUAGUUAAUACAUAACAAAACUCAGUUGAAGCAAUAUGUUUGACCUUUGAUACCUUUGACUAGUACCCCCACACUUAUGGUGUCAAACCUGACGUUGUACAGACAAAAAACUGACAAUCUUUUAUGAAGCAAAGUUGAUUUGUUUUGUUGACUCUCAUGGCUGUGGUACAUGUGGACUACAGGACAUGUAACCUGCCAUACUGUAUGAUACUUAUAGGACAUGUGGACUACAGGACAUGUAGCCUGCCAUACUGUAUGAUACUUAUAGGACAUAGGACAUGUGGACUACAGGACAUGUAGCCUGCCAUACUGUAUGAUACUUAUAGCCCAUAGGACAAAAGAAAGCCUACAGGACAUGUAGGUCCUACCCCACAGGACUUCUAGCCCACAUUAUAUAUAGCCACAGGACUUUAGACCACAGACUUUAUAAAAUGAUUUUAUCUAACGUACUUUAUAUUCUCUACUCUCUCCCCCCCCCCCCCCCCCCAAACAUCUGAGCAUAAUGCAGAUAGUAUAGGGGGCUGUAGACAGGUUUACAUUAUCUAAUGGAGACUGUCUGUGAUGAUCUGUGGAUUCACUUUUACUGCCGUUGUUUGUUAUCCAAAGUUAUUGCACAUUUUUUCUGGCUAAUAAAAAAUAAAUUAUU